AGUGACUUUUCCUCCGGCAGAUUACUUGUGCACCCCAGAGGAGAACAUUUACAAGAUCGAUUUCACCCGGUUCAAGAUUCGGGAUAUGGAAUCGGGCACGGUGCUCUUUGAGAUCACCAAGCCCCCUGCCUCGGAACGUGAGCACAGCGAAAAGAAGGAGGUUGACCCCAACGCCGGCCGGUUUGUGCGCUAUCAGUUCACGCCAGCAUUCCUAAGGUUGCGGCAAGUUGGAGCCACGGUGGAGUUCACAGUUGGCGACAAGCCCAUCAGCGACUUCCGCAUGAUCGAGCGGCACUACUUCCGGGACCAGCUGCUGAAGAGUUUUGACUUUCAGUUUGGCUUCUGCAUUCCCACCAGCAAGAACACCUGCGAGCACAUCUAUGAGUUCCCCCAGCUCUCCGAAGACCUCAUCCAGGAGAUGAUCCUUCACCCCUACGAGACGCAGUCGGACAGCUUCUACUUCGUGGACAACAAGCUGGUGAUGCACAACAAGGCCGAUUACUCCUACAGCGGCGGGCCGUGAGCGAGCGCAGGCGCCUCUUCUCCUCCUGAUGGCGUCUCGGUGCAGAGGGGCAGCAGGGCCGGGCUCUGCGCGGAACCGGCGUCCCGGGACUGACUAGCCGAAGCCUGCCCCCCGAACUUCGGAGGCAGCGUCCCUUGUCCCCGCCUUUGGGGGGAGAACGUGACCCAGCCGUUGAGGCUCUA
Python bivittatus (Burmese python) is the source of this 705-nucleotide messenger RNA. The record is from RefSeq and is a predicted model, not a curated record. Lineage: Eukaryota; Metazoa; Chordata; Lepidosauria; Squamata; Pythonidae.